Molecule: messenger RNA, 870 nt
Organism: Penicillium angulare
Lineage: Eukaryota; Fungi; Ascomycota; Eurotiomycetes; Eurotiales; Aspergillaceae
Product: RTA1 domain-containing protein
Exons: 3
Coding region: 1-870 (289 amino acids)
Cellular component (GO): membrane
Source: RefSeq, a predicted model, not a curated record
AUGGCCACUGAAACCUUUGUCCUCUACCAAUACACCCCUAGCUUGAUUUGCGCGGUAUUGUUUGCUGUACUCUUCGGCUUGUCCACUAUUUUCCAUUUAUACCAGCGUGUCCAAACACACGCCCAAUACUUCAAUCCUUUUAUCGUUGGAGGAAUCUUUCAAAUUAUUGGCUAUGGAGCUCGCGCAGUCUCUCAUUUUCACCCGACAAGUACCACAGUUUACGCCAUGCAAAGUCUCUUUAUUCUGCUAGCGCCGAUUCUUUACGCCGCAUCUAUCUAUAGAGUGCUUGGACGAGUCAUCACUUUCCUUCACGGUGAACAUCUGAGCUAUGUCUCCGUCAGAUGGAUGACCAGAAUCUUCGUUGGAGGAGAUAUUCUAUCUUUCAUCAUUCAAGGUGCAGGUGGUGGUAUCAUGACACAGGGAACCUCCAACUUUGCCACUAUUGGCUCCUGGGUUAUCGUUGGUGGCCUUAUUGUGCAGCUGUUGUCAUUUGGAGCAUUCCUCAUCACAUCGCUUAUUUUCCACUGGAAGAUCAUUCAAAGCCCCACUAUCGAGAGCCAGCGAUCGAAGAGUGCUUGGACAUUCUUCAUGCCACGCGACUGGAGAGGACUUCUUUUUGCAUGCUAUGUUGUUAGCGUGUUGAUUCUUGUACGAUCUGUUUACCGCGUUGCUGAGUUUGUACAGGGCAAUGAUGGGUAUCUGAUUGGGCAUGAGGUCUUCUUGUAUGUCUUUGAUGCUGCUCUCAUGGUCUUGGUUAUGCUCAUGAUGAAUGUGAUGCAUCCAUCUGUUGUUCUGCAGAAGAAGGAGGAGCCCAUUGAUGAGGCAAAGAAUGUCAGAUGGACCUCCGAUUCUUUGGAGCAGGCGGUUUGA